AUGGACGAUGAUCGUGAUGACUCGUUGACUUCAACUGCCUUCGAGCGGGAUAUGGCGACUAUCAUGUUUCUAAUCAAGUCUGCCCCGAUCCCUCUUGAUGGCCCUCGGGAACUCGGUGACUAUCUAUGGACGAUGUACCGGGGUGACCCAAACCGUUCGGAUGGGCUCUUCCUCAACAAGGCUAUCCAGGCUACGCAAUUCGCCGUGACUAUUGAGGACUUCGAGGACCCUGACGAGCAAGCGCCGCUCGUCUUCAACCUCGGCGACCGCCUUUCAGCUCGUUAUGCCUUCGUCGGAGCUCUCGACGACCUCAAUCGUGCGAUCGCGGCAUUCGAGUCCGCCGCCGAACUCACCAGCGACGGGGAUCCGAGUCAGGCAAAGCGUCUCUUUCGGUUGGGUGGCUCCUUGUUAGAGCGUUGUAACCGGGUCGACUCGCUCGAUGACCUUCACGGCGCUACGACCGCCUUGUGUUGCGCAGCGGAGCUUAUGCCGGAUAGCGACUCGGACAAAAGUGACGUCCUCAACAACUAUGGUAUUUCUCUGAGACAACGCUUCGCAAUGCUCGGCGACGUCGUUGACCUCAAGCACUCCAUCGAAGUGCUUCGCGCCGCCGUGCGUCUCACCCCGGACGAUGAUCCCCGCAAGCCAUCAAAACUCAGCAAUUUCGGGAACUCCCUCGUUACACUCUCCCAGCAUACUCAGGAUCCCGAGAUCUUCAGGGAGGCCAUCUCAGUGCAUGAGUCGGCCGUCGCCCUCAUGCCAGACGACUAUCGAGACAAGGCGUCACUGCUUCAUCACCUCGGCAAUUCAUUCUACGCGCGCUUUGAAAUUGCCGGUAGUCUCGAUGACCUCGCACAAGCCGUCUCGUGGUAUCGUUGUGCCGUAGAGAGCGCCCAGGACGGAGGUCUUGGUGUGCUAUCCAUCUACGAGAGCCUGGGGCGCUCUUUCAUUGUUCGCUAUGGCCGUACGAAGGACCCCGAGGACUUAUCACUGGCUAUCUCCACAUACUCAGACGCGAUCGGACUCAUGCCGGACGGUCAUCCACAGAUGGUGAUGUUGUCCCACAAGCUCAGCAAUCUGCUCCUCAUGCAAUUCCCACACACCGGCAAGUCGGAAGACCUCGAUUAUGCUUUCUCGAUGCAUUUAAGCGCAGUCGACGAGGCGAGGCCAGACGACGAAGCUGAAGCGUCGUGGCAGCACAAAGUGGGCAGUGCAUGGUUUACACGAUUUGAGAGUACCGGGAGCGUUCAGGACCUCGACCAAGCUAUCCCGGCGUAUCGCCGCUCCGCUGAGCUUACGCCUGAUGAGCAUCCUAUCAAGGCAUCACGCUAUCAUGCCCUGGGCAUUCAAUACAUCACGCGAUACAAGCGCAUCAGGAAAUUCGACGACCUUGAACAAGCCACCUCCGCUCUUCGCCACGCAGUCCAGUACUCGUCCAAGGAUGGUCAGGAUAAGCCUCUGGAUACCUUGGGUCGGGUGUUCAGCCUUCGCUUCGAGCACAACAAAGACAUCAACAACAUCGAGGAAGCCAUAUCAGCGUUUGACCGCGUGGUUCAGCUCGAAGCGUGCAAGGAUCGUCAUAGCCCCUCGUCAUGGAGUGAACUGGGCAGGAUGUUGCAGUUGCGCUUCGAACAUACCAGCGACACCGAAAGCCUCGAACGCGCCAUCACGAUCCAUCAACGCGUGAUCGAGUUCACACCAGAUGGGCAUUCGUCGAAACCGUCCUACCUCGGAAACUUGGGCGCUUGCCUUCUCAUGCGCUUCAAGCACAGCAGACAGAGCGAGGACAUUGAGCAGGCUGUCUCCGCUCAUACCAUCGCCGCCGAGCUCCUCGCAGACAUCGACCCCGCCAAGGCAUCUAGUCUCAAUCGCCUGGGUGACACGCUACUCAUGUCCUUCGAACACUCCAAAGGAUCCGAGGCUCUGGAGCAAGCCGUCGCUUCGUAUCAGCGCGCGGUCGCGCUCACUCCCGAUGGGCAUCCUAACCGGGCUCUGUAUCUCGGUGACUUGCGCAAGUCAAUCCUCAUUCGCUUCCACCACAGCGAUGAUCUCGAUGAUCUCGAGCGGGCCAUCGCAGUGCAUCGUCUUCAAGAAGGCGAUCUGGAGUCACGCUCUCAACACGACCUGUUAUCACGACUCAAUACUCUUGGUGUUCUGUUGCAGACGCGCUUUGAUCGUACCGGCGCCCCUGAGGACCUUGAGGAAGCCAUCUCAACGCAUCAACUGGCCACAGAGCUUCUGUCCGACGAUGACCAAAACAAGCCGUUACUUUUGCAUAAUCUGAGCCGGGCAAUGCUCGAUCGCUUCAAACGUAGAGGAGAGGUUCAAGAUCUCGAGCAAGCUAUUGCGCUGCAACGUCUCGCAGUAGAACUGGCAUCAGAUGAUCGCCCCGACAUGCCCCUACUGUUAAACAGCCUAGGCAGUUCGUUGCUUGAGCGCUUUCGAAGCAGCGGAGAACUCGAAGAUCUCGAGCAGUCAUUGUCGCUGCUUCGCCGCGUAAACGAGCUCGCACCGGAUAGCCAUCCCAAGAAGGCAUCAUACUCGAGUCACCUAGGAAACUCACUGCUCACCCGCUUUGAGCACUCCGGAGACCUCUUGGACCUUGAGCAGGCGAUCGUGGCGCAUCGUAAAGCCGUCCAGCUUACAUUUGACGGAGAUCCCGACAGGGCCGCGUCAUUCAGUAACCUCGGUCUUUCUUUGCAUAAGCGCUUCGAACAGACAGGAGACGUCGAGGAUCUCGAGAAAGCAAUCUCCGCGCAUCGUCAAUCGGCCGAGCUCACGCCGGCCGACCAUCCUAGUAAGCCGUCACGGCUGAAUAACCUGGGGAAUGCAUUGUCUUCGCUUUCAGACCGCUCCAAAGAUCCUGUGGAUCUUGAGCAGGCUAUCUCUGCGUAUGGACGCGCCGUUAACUUAACCCCGGAUGAUCAUCCGCGCAAGCUGACAAGGUUGAUCAACCUUUGUCAAGAGCUUGGUCGUCGAUUCGAGAUCGGUCAUAAGAUGGUUGACAUCGAGGACGCCAUCUCGGCUGCAUAUGUAGCUCUCGAAACAGCUUCUGAACGCUCAGGUCCGGAUUUGUCCGUGUGUUAUAGCAUUCUUGGUGUCUGUUUCAUGCAGCGCUUUGAGCUCACGGGCUCUCUGGACAAUAUCCAGACGGCAAUCACGCUGCUCAAAAGGUCCUUGGAGAUGGUUGCUGAUGGCGACCCACGGAUAUCUGCGGUACAAACGAACCUAGGGAAAGCGCAACAUUACCUUUUUAAUCGCACUCGGUUGGCGGCCGACUUCGAGGCCGCCGUGGAGUCUCAUCUACAAGCGACUAUAUGCACAUCUGGCAGACCGACAAUGCGCUUCCUCUCUGCCAAGCGAUGCGUUAUGCUGCUAUCGGAGAACCCUUCGCUCACGAGCGUGGAUGCACUUCUGUCCGCGCAUUCACGCAUCAUCACUAUUCUUCCUGAGAUCGUGUGGCUAGGACACGAUAUCCGUCGACGCUAUGAAGAAUCGUCACAGAUAGGCGAACUUGUCAACGCUGCGGUGGCUGCCGCUGUCUCUUCUGGAGCUCUGACCCUGGCCGUGGAGUGGCUAGAGGCAGGCAGGGCGCUCAUAUGGGCCCAGGUCUCGUCGCUGAGGACCCCGCUCGACGAGUUGUACAGCGUAUGCCCCAAGCUAGCCGACUCUCUGCGUAGCAUUCAGGAGCACCUGCAAAUGUCCGCCAAUAGCGAUCUCACGCUUGGCGUCGAGAGGCCGGGCGUCGCUGUAGCUCUUGCAGUCAACCCUGCCGCGGUUGAUCAUCGUAAGCUCGUCAUCGAGCACGAGAAGCUGUUGAAGGAGAUUCGAGGAUGCCCUGGGUUCAGCAGCUUCCUUCUACCGCUUUCAUUCGACCAGCUUAUGGCUUCGCACGCGCACUCGGACGGUCCGGUUGUGUUCAUCAACGUGGACAAGCGCCGUUGCGACGCGUUGAUUCUGCAUCCCGACGGAGCUCCUACAUCAGUUCAUCUCCCUGAUCUCUCCCUCAAAAAGACUACAACAUUGGCCCGCGUGUGGACAUCUUUCUUCAUGGAUGGUAUAGGGCGUGAGCGUGGCUUAGCAGGGCCGUCAUUUCGGAAACAAGGUCCUUCGACUUUACCGAUGACUGUGCUCGAGCGUCUCUGGACGUGGCUCGUACACCCUAUUUUUGAAUCUCUGAAUUUGUCGACUUCUGUAUGUGAAUCUCUGAAUUUGUCGACUUCUUCAAGGAACAAGCGUCUACCUCACAUCACUUGGUGUCCCACGGGGCCGCUCGCCUACCUUCCCUUACACGCGGCCGGGCUGUAUAGGGAUCCAUCAGGCCCGCGCGUAUUUGACGUUGUAGCAUCGUCAUACAUUCCAUCCCUCACCGCACUCUUGCGCUGCGCCAAUGGUCUGGCACAGCACACUGGCCAGAUUCCUACGAUGCUCCUGGUCACACAGCCGGCAACACCCGGACAAAGCCCCUUACCAGGGACGAUAGCAGAACGCGAUGCGAUCUCGGAGGCUCUGAAUCAGUCCUCAAUCCAGAGGGUAGUUCUCGAUGAUGAGCAAGCGACCGUCUGCUCCGUCCAGGAGGCCAUGCCGCGGCAUUCUUGGGUUCACCUAUCGUGUCACGGUCUUCAGGAAGCCAUGGGCGACCCGACGCAGAGCGCCUUCAUGCUACAUGACGGUCGCCUGUCACUCUCUGCGCUGAUGGGCACCAUGUCCGACAACGCAGAGUUGGCCUUCCUUUCAGCAUGCCAGACCGCGUUCGGCCAUUUGAGGAACCCCGAAGAGUCAGCGCAUCUCGCCGCGGGUAUGCUCGCUGUCGGCUUCAAGGCCGUCAUCGGGACGACGUGGUCCAUCGUGGACGAUGACGCCCCAGUCGUCGUCGAAGCCUUCUAUCGGAAGCUCACCGAGAUCCGCAGCUCCGGAAAACAAGGAAAGGGCGAGACAGGUGCAGCAUAUGCGCUGAACGAGGCGACGAGGGUCCUGCGAGAGAAUAUUGGGGAGAGUAACUUCAUGCGUUGGAUACCGUUCGUGCACCUCGGUGUUUGA
Messenger RNA from Peniophora sp. CBMAI 1063, 5040 nucleotides. The record is from the annotation of a GenBank genome assembly. Lineage: Eukaryota; Fungi; Basidiomycota; Agaricomycetes; Russulales; Peniophoraceae.